Calypte anna (Anna's hummingbird) is the source of this 2989-nucleotide messenger RNA. RefSeq names its product transmembrane protein 170B (gene TMEM170B). Gene Ontology annotation, cellular component: plasma membrane. The record is from RefSeq and is a predicted model, not a curated record. Lineage: Eukaryota; Metazoa; Chordata; Aves; Apodiformes; Trochilidae. Gene Ontology annotation, biological process: negative regulation of canonical Wnt signaling pathway. The coding region runs from base 601 to 999 and encodes 132 amino acids. The transcript is spliced from 3 exons.
ACGGCAGCAGCUGGCGUCUCGCGCCGGCCGCCCACGCGCCGCCCUCGUACGCGCGCGGCUGCUUCCCCCUCUCCCGCGGGCGGGGCCGCUGCUGGCGCUGCGGGAUGGAGCUGCCCGCCUGAGGGCGGCGGGAGGGGAGGGGAGGGGAAGGGAGGGGGGAGAGAGAACCCAGCGGCCGCCCCGCCCCCGUUCCAGGUGAUGCCGGUGACCGGGGCGAUGAUGCUGUUGACGAGGCGGCGGCGGAGGCGACGACCGUUACUGAUGGAGAAAGCGGUGUCGAGGGGCUCCCCGCGGGCCUGGUCGUCCAUCCCCGCCGCCGGCUCGCACCUCCGUGCCACCCUGCCCUGCCCCUGAGGGGAAGCGCCGGUGGCCGGCGCGAUCGCCCGGCUCCCCUCCCGGCCACCAUCUCCCACUCCGUCCUCGAUGUCUCCCCCGCGGCGCGGAGGCCCCUUCGCCGCCUCCUCGCCCUCUUGUUCCUGGCCGCCGCAGCCCUCCCGUCUCACGGUCCGGCGGCGAGAGGCGUCCGGCCUCCCAGUCGUCAGGCCACCGCUGCCGCCCGUCCCCCCUGGCUGAAGAGAAGCCGCUGGAUUACCCGCCACGAUGAAGGUAGAAGAGGGAGACAACUCCAUGAUCAACCUGUCGGUGCAGCAAGUGCUGAGUCUGUGGGCUCACGGCACCGUCCUCCGCAACCUCACCGAAAUGUGGUACUGGGUUUUCCUCUGGGCUCUCUUCUCCUCUCUCUUUGUCCACGGUGUUGUGGGAGUAUUAAUGUUUGUGAUGCUGCAGAGGCAUAGGCAGGGGAGGCUGAUAUCUGUCAUUGUGGUCAGCAUUGGAUUUCUGGGUUCUAUAACUGGAGCAAUGAUAACCAGUGCUGCAGUAGCUGGGAUUUACAGAGUAGCAGGAAAGAAUAUGGCUCCCUUAGAAGCUCUUGUCUUUGGUGUUGGACAGACAGUACUGACAUUAAUUAUCUCAUUUUCAAGAAUUCUUGCAACACUUUGAGACUUACACAGAAGGGGGGAAAAAUGAAAACAUUUGAAGAAAAAUAUUAAAGAAACUUUUGAUGUGAAGAGAAGCUUCCUAAAAGUGGAUUUAUCAGCUUACAAACUUGAAUUCUGGUGCAAGAGAAAGGAAGCUAUGUGGAACGUGCACUACAAAUCUAGAGGUUCAGUCAAAUGAGCAGGCUGUCCUCUAGUGUCUGAACUGUUGUACUUCUGCACUGCACCUUACGUGCCUCACUCACAGGCAAGGUGCAAUUCAUGUGUGCAAAGCUGAGAUAAAGCACCUUGAAUAGCUGCUGGUCAGGUUAAUGCUCAGUGAAGGGAUCAUCGUUCUUAACAGUGUUGUAAUAAAAUAAAGGGAUGCUCCUGAAAAUUGCUGUAUGUGCCAAACUUGGAGUUUAGUUUAGCUGUUGGCUGGGUGAGUUUUGAAAUUAUGAUUACAGAAGAAUGCUGUGAACAUACAUGCCAAUCCAGGUUAAAUGGCAAGAAAACUGACUUCAGUGUCAGCAUUAGUAUUCUUAAUCAGCAUUCAAAACAACUCUUAGGUCUGUUCCAAAGUGUAGGUGAUUUUUGGUGGGGUAUGAGAACCACAGCUUUAAGAGUCCUGAAGUAAUUAACACUAUGUGUAGAAUGGCUCAUGGCAGUUUUCUGAAGCUCAGCACAUCAUUUCUUUGUGAUUUUAGCUUGACAGGAACUGGUAGUUAAAGGAGACCCUGAGGGUUACUAAGUACAAUCUGUUGUAUAUGCACAAACCAAUCUUGAAUUGAUGCUUUCCUUGGGAUUAUUUUGUUUUAAACAUCCACAGAUGGUCACCAGCCCCCCUGGAAACCUCAGAAAGGCUACUUGUUGCAGAUAAGCUCCCUGUAUUUAAGCACUAAUAGAACUCUUAACCCUACAUGUAUUCUUUUAAGAACACACAAGUAUAACAGGCUUUAAGAGAAAACACUUAUGAGGAAAAGGGAAAGGGAUAAAAAUGAUAUACUGGUUUUCUACUGAACAAAAAUAUUACAUUUAAAAUAGUCACUAUACUCCAGAAGUUUGGAAGUGGGGCAGCGCUAAUGUAUUUACUACCUUGUUUCUGAACACUUUGUAUCUUUGGGAAGAAUUAAGACACCUGGAACUUUGGAAUACUUAGCUUUCAGUAGAGUUUGUGCUUUUCUAGUUUAAAAGGGACAGUAGUGUUGUGCAUGUGAAAUGUCUUAAAUGUGAAUGUUUUGGAGUGAAAUUUUAAGUAAUUACCUAAGUGUUUAUGAAAUGGAAAAUUUAAAGGGCACGAAGUUCUGUGUGAGGAAUAAAGAAUCUUUUAUAUAUUUCCUCAAUUAAAUAAUUUUCAGCAGUCACUUUUCAGUGCUUACAAGAAGAGUAAAUUGCUCAAAUGUUUUGCUGUUAAGAUGUCAAAAAGACUUUCAGGAUGGCUGAAACCAAUGACACCUACAGCACAGAUAAAAGAAUAUGAGUAAAAUAAAACUUAAAUUCCAGGCAUACUGCUUAGAGCUUAAAAAUACUAUCAUGAAUUAACCUGUCUGCCUUUAUUUUAUUCCACAUACACUGUUUUUUUAAGUGCUAAGGAUGCUAAUAUUAUUUCUUUCUUAAAAGUAUUUAAGUCUUAUUUGAAAAAUGUACAAAGUUAUGGGGUUUGCAGGGAACAAGUUAAAAUAUACGUUUAUAAACCUUUUCAGUGUUAUUUUUUGCAUCGAACUUCUUUAGAAUUUGGCUGAGUAUAUAUAUAUUCUCAUUAUUUUAAAUGUCUUCAAAAACUUUUCAUGGUUUGUUUUUGUCAUCUAGUGGCUGAUACUGCUGAUACUUUUUGGCAUAACAGUUGCUGCACUUUAGUAGACAAUGAAACUGUAUCUGUAAAAGGCAAUUUAAACUUCUCCCAUUGUUUUAAGUUAUAAAAAAUUGUUUCAGGUAUUUAAGUCAAAUUGAAUAAUAAAACAAUUGAAGACAUUUCUCCUAAUGUGCCUUGUUAUGCAUGUAUUUGUAGGGGAGAG